Naegleria lovaniensis is the source of this 594-nucleotide messenger RNA. RefSeq lists its product as uncharacterized. Lineage: Eukaryota; Heterolobosea; Eutetramitea; Acrasida; Naegleriidae. The record is from RefSeq and is a predicted model, not a curated record. Bases 1 to 594 code for a protein of 197 amino acids. The transcript has 2 exons.
AUGACUGGCGGAAAGUUGCAAGACUUGUGGGCUUUGAGAUCAAAACGUAUGGUCUCUUCCCUCACUCACAUUCACAAGUAUUUGACAGGAUAUAUUUUUUGUUUUGGAUACCUAGUUUACAAAUCUUACGAGCAUUUUCAAACAUUUAGAUGGUUGGGAGGAACAAUGGAGUUCUCUCCAAGCACUCUUGAAAAAUUUAAAGAAUUAUUUCCUCUAGAAUUUGAGCUGAUAUCUAAAUUGAAAAGAAUACGAGAUUUGUCAUUCAAUGUUUUUGCCCCAGCUGGUUUAGGUUUAGGGUUAUCCUUUUUAUAUCCAUGGUAUUUUCGUACUCCUCAACUGCAUCAUGUGAGCACACAAACAGUACUAACAAGAGGUUUUAAAGUUAUUUAUUUUUCAUUGGUCUCUGCUAUGGUGGCUGGAUACUUGCCAUUUUUGUAUGCUUACAAUAAUAUUGCUCCCAAGCAUAUGUGUGAAGAAGCAGCAUUACAUUUCUACUCAUUCAGCAUGACACAGAAAGACAAGGAUUGGACGAAACGGCUGGUGGUGUCUCGUCACGGCAUUAAAGCACAUCCCUUUCAAGACUUUAAAGAUUGA